This is a messenger RNA of Sclerotinia trifoliorum, 1003 nucleotides long. The record is from the annotation of a GenBank genome assembly. NCBI's taxonomy places the organism in Eukaryota, Fungi, Ascomycota, Leotiomycetes, Helotiales, Sclerotiniaceae.
UGAACAGAAAAUGUCCAAGUGAUGGAUCCCAAAGAUGCAGAAUCUUUUCGUUAGAAUUUGUUUGAUAUGACUAAAGUCUGGCCACAUAAUGAUGUUCCCUUGAGGCCAUUUGGCAAAAUGAGCCUAAAUAGGAAUGUAAGAUAGUCUCAUCCACUUACUACUCUCCUUCCACUAAUUUCGUGUAGCCAAACAAUUAUUUUGCAGAUAUCGAACAAGCCGCUUUCUCGCCCUCAAAUAUGGUUCCAGGUAUAGCCCCAUCCGCAGAUCCAGGUAAGUUCCAGCUUCUGACUUUACAUAUAGACAUCGCUAAGCACCCCUACCUUUGGAAGUGCUUCAAGCUCGUCUUUUUUCAUAUCCAGACGCCGCCCGUUACCGUCUCGGUACAAACUAUCAGCAAAUUCGAUCGAACGCUCCUCAUUGUCCUGUCUACGCGCCAUAUCAACGUGAUAGCCUUUCUUCUAUCAACGGUAACUAUGGCCCAGACCCAAACUACGUUCGAUCAAGUUUUGUUUCACUUGCUCCUGCGAGUCAGAAUGUUCAGGCUGUACAUGAUAUUCAACAUGAAGUUUGGAGCGGGAAGGUAACCGCAUUCACGAGUGAAGUUAUAGAUGAUGAUUUUGUACAGCCGAGGAACUUUUGGAGAGAUGUUUUGGGAAAAGAGGAAUAUCAGCAGGAAAAUUUGGUAAGCAAUGUUGCGGGAAGCCCGACCAAUGCCAAGGAAGAAAGAAUCAGGAGAGAGUCACUUGGUAAGACUCGUUUUUUUCUAGUGUGGCUAGUGUCUAUGAGGAAUGUGUGACUAACUUCUGUCAUAGAGAUAUUCCGGAGGGUUGAUGAAGAUUGGCGAUUAGAAUAGAGAGAAAAAUUGCGGACUUGUCGGCGUUAUGAUGAUCGAACCCGGUUAGUUGGGUUAAAUAAAGCAUUUGGAGAGCAUUAUUUUCAGAUGAGCAGAAGGUUCUUGGAAAUUUUUGUUGUGUGGGUUUUUGAUGUUGAAUGAACGGAUUUA